Molecule: messenger RNA, 1040 nt
Organism: Exophiala viscosa
Lineage: Eukaryota; Fungi; Ascomycota; Eurotiomycetes; Chaetothyriales; Herpotrichiellaceae
Exons: 1
Source: RefSeq, a predicted model, not a curated record
AGGAUCCGACUGUUCUGUUCUCUGAGGUGUCUUUCUCCCAGCCUGGUGCUGCUAAGCGACGCUGGCAUCGCUCAGGUCACAGCGAACGUCACUCUCUGGAGAGCACAGGAAGCAUCUUGCCAUCGACACGGGCCCACUCGAUCCGCUCAAACCACGAUGGUUAUGCAAACAGUCAUAGGAGUGCAUCGAUCUCAUCACAAGAGCAAGACCCGCGGCAGACCAGUCGUCGCGCAUCGAUGGAUUCUGAACACCUAGACCCAAUGGCAGCAAGACGAGCCUCGGUUGUAAGCUGGAUCCAUCGAAAAAUGUCUGUAAUAUCAGGAGGCGAUGGCGCGAACACUCAGAGGUACCUCCAAGAGUCGGAAGAAGCGUGUCAUUCCGAAAAGACAAAUCCUGCUCCCACUCAACAAAGCGAAAUGGUUGCAGUGCGAGACUUUGCCAGCCAGGCACCCGUGGGAUCCGGAAGGGACCGUAAGACAUCUCAUUUCGGGACGCAGUUUCAACCUGAAGUACAGUUCGACGAUGUAGGGUUUGAGGACUUCACAAAUGAGCCCAUGCCGGACAGUGAUUCGGACAGCGAUGGGGACAGUGAUGAAGACAGCACCGAGAUAUCGUCUGACACUGGAAUUUCCAGCAUCGAUGAAAAAUCGACCACAGAUGACGAACCUGAGGAUCGCGCCAAAAGCGUGAACGCCUCGGUUUCCUCGCAUCGCAGUGGAAAUACCACGGACCCAGCCACCGCAAAGCCGAAGCACAGCACAGCUGCAGUUCAGGAUGAUGUACCUGCCGCAGCCCCAGAGGCAACGACUACCAACACGCCUGACGAUCGUGAUGUGUCACAGCUGGACCCCAAAGCAGUCAGCGCCACCCCUGGAUCGAGUAUAACAACGGAGCCAAUUCGGAAGAGGCAACUUUCAUUUGCCAUUCCUGAGAUACAACAUUCUGGUAAUCUCAACUCCGGUCAGACUCGCAGGCGCUACGAUAAGCGAUUGAGUUUGCGCCAGAUACGCGGCGCUGAAGAAGAGACACCUUUCAGCCUA